ACCUUCUUUUUCCCCAAAAACUCCGCCAUUUGUCUUCUUUGCUGAAAAAAGCAAUCGAACAACUCAAAAUUUCAAAAUACAAAGCGAAUUCGCCCUUAAUUCAGCUGAAAUUUGAAUUUGAAUUUAUACUGAAAUGCACAAGGCACUAAGAGCCUACGGGGAAGUGCUGAGGCUGGUAAGGCAGCUGCCGAAGGACACAAGGCCUUACUAUGCCAAAUACGUCCGUGAAAACUUCGUUAAUUACAGAGAGGUUGAUCCGAAUGACGUGAAUUCUCUUCAAGAACUCCUCAAUCGAACUUAUACUCACUCCCUCUGGGUCCUCAAUAAGUAUUCGGUGGAUGAAACUGCGGCGGAUAAGCUCAAGGGAAUUUGUGGCACUUGACAGUCAACCUUUCACACCAAGUGUUUGCUUUUAUUCCCAGGAAAUUAACAGGGACUCAAUUCUUCUACGUAGAAUGUUGAAGAAAUUUUGACUUUUUAGCGACUUUUAUUUAUUUUAUUUUAUUUAUUGAGACAA
Molecule: messenger RNA, 517 nt
Organism: Olea europaea var. sylvestris
Lineage: Eukaryota; Viridiplantae; Streptophyta; Magnoliopsida; Lamiales; Oleaceae
Product: LYR motif-containing protein At3g19508-like
Exons: 2
Coding region: 134-382 (82 amino acids)
Source: RefSeq, a predicted model, not a curated record